GUCACUACAGCAAGGUCGUAUGGGAUCUGAUCAAUGCAAAGAUUUGGGUGUGGUUGCCGACCAAUACGACGCAGUUAUUUGUGUGGGCGUGUUUACUGCUGGUCACGUGAAAGGCAAGGGAUUGGAUGAUGUUGUUCACGUGGUGAAACCUGGAGGCUUGGCGAGUAUUGGUGUGAAUGGCAAUGCUGCAGACGAUCCUCGAUAUCAAUAUCAUGAAAAAAUGAACCAACUUACUGUGGAGGGAAAAUGGAAAUUGAUCUCUAAAUAUUACGAACAGCAUUAUCUUAAAGAAGGCAGUGCUUGGUUCUAUGUCUAUCAAAUAUU
This is a messenger RNA of Paramuricea clavata, 324 nucleotides long. Lineage: Eukaryota; Metazoa; Cnidaria; Anthozoa; Malacalcyonacea; Plexauridae. The record is from the annotation of a GenBank genome assembly.